UGUAUAGAUUCAAAAAUGGCGCGGCGCAUGCGCAGCCUCGGCUACGCCGCCUGCAUAUCGGCGACUGUAGUAACCAAUCGUGUAKCCGUCAUCGUCAUCACCCCAAGUGGUAAAUUCGUUAAACUCUUCAACCUCCUCGAACCCGCUUCUUCCCUGAAAUCCUUGGUAAACGUCGUCUUGGUCGCGUUUUGGUCCAUGGAAAACUCAAACUCGGAAGGCGUCGUCCUACCGGACAUUUCCGAAGCCGAACAGCUCACGAGYGAGCACGAUGGCGGCGAGAAUGGCGACUCYGUUGUGGACACAAAACAUCCUCGCGUCUCGGCCGUCUCGGUGCGCCAUGCGGGGGUGCCGGUGUCUCUGCCGGUGGGCUCGCUCAUCACCAGCACCUUCAAUGUUAUCACCCAGGACCAACUGCCCCAUUUCAAGCCCAUGCUGUGUGUCGACAACAACGGCUACAUCGCCACAGACGGCUCGGGGGCCGAGCUCAAGACCAUCGUCAUUCAGGGCGACGUCUCGGAGGCGGGGACUGUCUCCACGCCGGUGACGGUAUCGGGGCCCAAUCUGGGCUCAUGGAACGAGGCGGCGAGUCUACCGGUACUUCCGGUGAGAUGCAAGAACACCUCGGCGGAGCUGCACAAAAACAGAUUCGGGUCGGGGGGCAGAGGCCGGUGUAUCAAGUUAGGCUCGGCUUGGUAUACGCCGAGCGAGUUUGAAGCGCUGUGCGGCAGGGCCUCGAGCAAGGACUGGAAGAGAAGCAUCAGGUUCGGGGGCAGGAGUCUACAAACGUUGAUUGAUGAAGGUAUCAUCCUUCCUCAUGCGACAAGUUGCACUUGCGCCGCCUGCUGCGAUGAUGAGUCGGCUACAGGUCCCGUCCGACUGUUUACCCCCUACAAGAGGAAACGUCGAAAGGACCACGACUCGAACAAACGCAGCUGCGGCGAAGACAGCGACGGAAAUCAGCAAACAAAAGAGGAAGCCUGGCAGAACCUAGCCGAAGGCCUCGACUCCACCGACUACCAGUUGAUGGAGCCAGUGGUCAACACUGACCCGACAGCCUCCUUGAAAAGACUCGAAGACAUUGCGACACAAAUAACGCGACUGGCGAGCGAUUUCCGCAAAGGCGUUGAAGAGUUACGCGACGCGAUUAGUAGACAAUCGGAGAAGUUUCAAAGAGAGAAAGAUGCAGCAGUGCUGGCGGCGCGAGUCGAGGCCCAAGUGGCUGCUUUGCAGCCAGAUGGCAGCUCUGACACCACCUUACAACCUGCCUUGGACGACAACCAAAAGAAGUGUGCGAAUUGCAACAGAGAGGCUCUCGCCGAAUGCUCCCUCUGUCGGCGGACGCCUUACUGUUCCACUUUCUGUCAACGCAAGGAUUGGGUUUCGCAUCAAGUUGAGUGUGUUCGAGGUGUAACAACGGAUGCUAAUUCGCAACAGUCGAUUAUGUUGAUUGUUGAAAGUGGGGAACAACAAUAAAUAAUCAAUAAAUAAUAUGACUGUGCGUGCUCAUUUGAAGAAGCCACAAACUUUAAGUGUUUCUUUACAUAUUUAUAACUUACCCACUCAUAUCUGCCUAAAUUUGUGGGUUCUCGCGGGAUUUUUAUCAACUUUUAUUCAUCAUGUGUAUAUAUUGUAUAUAUUUAUUUUAUUUUGUAAAUUUUGGACGGAUUAUCKCUUUAAGACUAAAAUUGUGCUACUUUAUUUAAUAAAGCAUUUUUAACGGU
Messenger RNA from Tribolium madens (black flour beetle), 1721 nucleotides. It is a transcript of the gene Deaf1, whose product is annotated as deformed epidermal autoregulatory factor 1. The coding region runs from base 16 to 1473 and encodes 485 amino acids. The record is from RefSeq and is a predicted model, not a curated record. Gene Ontology annotation, molecular function: DNA binding; DNA-binding transcription factor activity, RNA polymerase II-specific. The transcript has 4 exons. Gene Ontology annotation, cellular component: nucleus. Gene Ontology annotation, biological process: regulation of transcription by RNA polymerase II. Lineage: Eukaryota; Metazoa; Arthropoda; Insecta; Coleoptera; Tenebrionidae.